AUAUCUGUCGCGGCGGCAACCAACGUGUGGUCGGGUGUCAAGUCAAUGUUAUGUAGUGUGGUUCGCAGUUUGACUGUACUGUCUUGACAGUUCAUUAGGCGUUUAUGUAUUUCAUGUGGAAGUGAAGCGUUGAUUUGAACACGAGCUCAGUGUUCGAUGUCAAGCAAGUUUCCCGGGAAUGGCUGUCCGACUUUUCUGGCAGACAAGAAAGCCUUUGCAGCUGGCCUAGACUUUUGAAAGUGAUGGAUAGCACACCUGAUGGAAAACUGCUGUUUGUCUUGUUCGAAGGCACAGCAGCACUAGAUGCAUCCCCUGCAAUGCAGGCAGCUUUCAAGGCUGCUGGCAUAGAUUCUAUGGAACCAAGUUGGAUUACAACACAGUCAUGUCUUGCUAAGAAGCACAGAGACCCGACAGAAGUGUAUGUUUGUGAUCCCUUUGAAGGUCCCGCAUUUGAGCACUUGAGGCAAAUUCAAGCUCGAGUUGUGGGCCCACUCUGCGUGUCUAUGGCCAUUCAGGUGCAGGAACCUCUGCCUCGUAGGCCAGAGCCUGUAUACAGCCUUUCUUUUCGAGGUCUGGUUAUCACAUGUUCAGUGCUGGCCAGUGAAGAAAGAGCCCGCAUCAAGGAGAAAGUGGAGCUAAUGGGUGGCACCACUGUAGCUCCACUGACAUCUAGUGUCACCCAUGUUGUGGCUGGAGAUGUUGGAUCGAAAAAAUACCAUGUGGCUGCCAAUCGGAAAAUUCCAGUUAUGCAGCCAGGUUGGGUGCAGCUUUUCUGGGACCAAGAGCAGCACAAGUUAGCGCAUGCUGCCAGCACUGCAUAUUCCCACCUGCGAUUGCCAGCUUUUAAGGGCCUUGUGAUAACUGUUUCACAGGUACCAACUACUGAACGUAAGCAGCUGCAGGUCCUUGUAGAGUCAAAUGGAGGCUCUUAUUCUGGCCAGCUACAUUGCAAGAAGACAACCCACGUGGCUCUUUUGGAUGCAUCAGGGGAGAAGUACAACUAUGCUCGCCUGUGGAAGCUGCAUUGUGUCCAUGUUCGCUGGCUGUAUGAAAGCGCACAAGCAGGCUAUGCCCUUGAUGAGUCACUCUAUGCUUUGGAACCAAAUGAGACCUGCAAAAAGUCAACACCCAAUCAGUCUAUUGCAGAUGAUCCUUUGCCUUCAUGGGACUUUAGUGUCAUCAAAACAGGAGAUGCCACUCACAUAAAUGAUACUGCACGCUCAAAUGAGAGCACUUUGACCCUGCGUGAGUGCAAGCUGAAAGAUCCAGUUGAUGAUAUUGACAUCGAUAAAUUGUCCUCAUGCUGUGGUCAGUUUCUGGAUGGCUGCUGUGUACUUCUGUGGGGCUUUUCCCAAGAAAAACUUGAGAAAAUGCGAAAAGUUAUCAAUGCUUGUGGGGGAGUGAGACUUGAUGAAUACAAGGAAGAAGUUACUCAUGUGGUAGCAGCUGAAGGCCCUCACUUCAUUUCAGAAGUUAUGAAGAUGAUCAAGAAGCACGGUGGUUCACCUUAUGUUGUGUCCGCAUGGUGGUUUGCUAAAAGCUGUGCUUCAGGCAAGCUGCAGAAGAUCAACACAUACCUUCUUGCAGAGCUGCACUCUGAUGUUGGAGGUGGUGAGCUGCCUGCAAAUUGUAUGCCCAACGCUACAGAGACUCGUAAAAGAUCUGUGACACUAGGAAGUGAAAAUCCAUUUUCAAAUGAUUUUAGUGAUAUUGUGGAACAGUACAGGGUCUCUAAUAAUGUCAGUAUGGAUGCUGGAGAUUGUGCAUCCACUUCUCAUCAUGAGAAAAAUGAUGUUGAACAUACAGCAUGCAACAUGAAGACAAGUGCAGCACUGGAUUCUCUCGAAGCCAGCAUGAAAAACAGCCCCAUGAAUGAAAAAUUAGUGGAGAGGUACGAGUCUGCUGAUGCACUCUUCACAGGUAUGAUUUUCAGGAUACACGGCUUCAAAGAAGAAGAUAAGCUCAUUUUGGAAGAGUGCAUCACACACAAUGGAGGAAAAAUUUACACUGGUGACAGUUCCAGGAAGAGUAUGCAGCAGUUGGUAGAGAUAGUGCCACUUGUCAUAGAUCCCACAAAAUAUAGCUCUCUUGAUGGCUUGUUGGUCACGUACUGCUGGCUAGAGGCUUGUGUUCACAAGGAAUCUUUGCUCACCUUUGAAGAGGACCCACUGUUCCAGCCAUUCACAAAGCCCCCUACAAAGGAUCCUCUGUGUGAUUGUGUCAUUUCCUUCAGCCAGUACGGCAAACCAGAGCGAGAAUUUCUAGCUCAUUUGGCUGAAUUGUUGGGUGCAACUUGCCAGGAAUUUUUUGUGCGGUCAGUGCGUCGUAACAACCAGCGGAAGCUUUUGCCCAACACUCAUUUGAUUGCGCGAGAACCUGAAGGCAAUAAAUUUGAGGCGGCUGUAAAUUGGGGACUGCCUGUAGUCACCAAAGACUGGCUGGUGGCUUGUGCCAGGUAUGGUGAAAAAAUGGAUGAGGACAUGUUCUUGCUAAGUGAACCUGCUCGCCAGUCUCAAAUUACCAAGUCUUCGUCAGCAGUGAGCAAUUUGAUUGCUUUGAACCAAAAUGGAUCAUCUGCAGAAAAGCAUGGAGUGCAGCUUGAUAAUCAAAACAGCAUAACAAUAACGGAAAAAGAAUUGAAUAGUGCACUCGAUGGAGAAGCUGAAUCUUCCAAUAUGCUGCCAUGUGAAGAAGGCACCAGGCAAGAUUUGGAUGCAUGUAAAGAUCGAACUUCAGCUUCCCACACCACUUCAAUGUGUAAGGAGCCUGGAAGUUUUGCUGUUCAUGGCCCAUCUUUUGCUAAUGAGCAAACUGAUAAUGCUAUUGAUGCAAGAAGUAAGAUGGUAGCUGCUGAAUCUGCAAAGUUGGGCACACCUGACGAAAGACGGAAAGUUUCUGCUGGUGGUUUGUCAACACCAGGAAGCUUUUUAAAAAGUCAGCGCAUUCGAGAACUUCUGUCAGAAAGCCACAACAGCAUGAGCAGUAGUAUUGCCAGUGCAGAGGCUAGCAGUGAAGACGAAAGCUUUCAGCAAAGCAUAGGUUCCACUUACAGGCCAAAGCUGAACAUUGGAAGCCCAGUUCCCUUCAAUGCCUGCAAAGAAAAUGUGAAUACUCCGAGAAGGUCACGUCCCUUGUCUCUUGGAAAACAAAUUGCUCGUAACUUUGACCAAAUCCUGGAACAGUUUGGUGUCAAUGAAGACCUUAAUGGACUGCUAGACAGCCCGAGCCCUGUACCACAGACUAAGCCAGUGCAAGCUGCACCAACAUCAUGCCCUCUGGCAGGAGCAGUUGUAUGUGUGUCGAAGAGGCUUUCACAUGUCCAGAAGGAGUUGGGAGACAUUGUUUGUGAACUAGGUGGGGAAUUUAUUCCUGCUUACUCAGAUCAUUGCACGCAUAUGGUACACCAAAGCAAGCCUGGAGAAGUAGUGCCGCGGGAAGUGCUUAGAGCCAGAGAACAAGGUAAACGGCUGGUAAGCUCGGGCUGGGUCUAUGCUUGCAAGGGCUCUGGUUCUUGGCUUGAUGAAGCAGACUUCCCCAGUGCACAUGAUGAGAGACUUUCUCUUGUAGGGCAUGUUUCAACUGUCCGUGUUCCUAAGCAGCGGUCUCAGCAGAGUACUUCCUCACAGCUUGGCUCACCCAACAUCCUCAAGUCACCAGCUCCUGGGGAAAUUGCCUUACCAAAAGCACCUGAAAGCAUGGAACUGCAACCUCGGAGGCUCACAGAGAGCCAGCAAAAGAUAAAUGACCAGCUAGAUGAACUCAUGAUGGCUGCAAAAGCAGCUGGGCGACGACAGAGCUUGCGGCCAGCUCCAGCACCUGUAGUUGCUUCACCGAUACACCCUGUCCUCACAGCAACAGAUUCUACAAAGCCAUCAGUCAUUACUAGCCUUCCCUUACCCGACUCGGAAUCUCAGUUUGUUGGCAUUACUUGGGAUGACCCAACACGAAGAAUGGAAAUGGCUAGGCUUGCUGGAAAGCUAGCUGAAAUGGAACCUGCUUCUCAGCCAGCAACAGAGCAUUCCCCUGACAGAGUAGAUGACAAUGUAUUUGAGGAAGCAGAGCCAGCAGUGGAGCCACCUCCUAAGGUGUUUGUGAUUUCUGGCUUCUCAGAUGAGCAGAAGAUGCGCUAUGCAUCAAUCAUAUCUGAACUCGGUGGUGUGCUGCUUACAUCCAAAGCCUACAAUCCAGAAAUGACACACUUGGUCCUGUUACAGGCCCUAAAGAAUGAACGCUAUCUUGCAGCUCUUGCUUCUGGGAAAUUUAUCUUGCAUGCAGCUUAUCUAGAUGAGAGUGCCAAGGCUGGAAAAUUCUUGGAUGAAGAGGAAUAUGAAUGGGGUGGUCCCUUGACUGAAAGCUGCCUUAUGAACCUCUCCACUGCAUCAACAAAGAGCCACAAAGGCAAGGGGCAGCAGGCCUAUGCUCCCCGCCGAUGGCGGCAGCGCAUUGCCCAGGAUGCCGAGCACAAAGGUGCAUUCUCAAACUGGCGUGUGGCCAUCUAUGCAAGUGCCUCCAAGGAAGCAGCCUACAUGAACAUACUCACUGCUGGUGGGGCCACCAUUGUGCCAACGGCUGUAGUGUGUGCCGGCCUUGAGGCUGGAGAGAUCACACAUGCUCUCUUUGAUACUGGAAUGGCGAAAGGUGUACAGCUGGACUUGCUCAUCAGUGCUGGGACUUUGUGUCUUAAAGCUGAGUAUAUGGCGACAUUUCUGGUUGAUGAUCCUGUUCCACCACCUGACAAGUUCUAUAUACCUGAGGUGCUCAAGCUUCUGGACAUCUCCGAUAGCACCAAUUCAGUCACAUCUGCUAGCAAAAGAACAGCAGCCAGCACCUCAAGUCGUAGUAACCUGGCCUUGGGAGCAAAACGGAAGAGGCAGUGAUUAAACCAACAGUCCUCAAGCCAAAAAGAAGGAACAUUGUAAGGAAGUCUGUUGCAUUUAUGUGCAUAAUAUAACUGUCAGUGCACAAAGGUUACUGUUGUACUGUGCAUGCCAUUCUUCUAAUAACAGCAGUGUGGUUGCAGUGGACUUGUGUAGAUUAAACCAGAUUGGUGCUGCAAUCACCUGUGAGCAUUUACAUAGUAUAGUGUUGCACAGAUUUUAUGCGCAAGUUUUUACCUUAUGUACAUGAUGUUGCUUAGCAUAUUCAAAUGUGUAAAACUGACUGUCUUCCAUGGCUGAGAAGAGCCAGCUGGAGCACCUCUUCACCACCCCUGUCCCUCAACCCUCGUCUCCCCCCCCCCUUUCCUUGCAGAAAGAAAAGCUUUGUUUAUGCUUUGCAGCAUGGAAUAUGAUUUUUAUGUUGUAUUUAUUUUUAUUCUUGUGCCGGAUAUCUGGCUCAUUUUCAUUCUCGUAUGGUUAAAUAAACACAUAUUGAUUGCUUUGCUUA
Rhipicephalus sanguineus (brown dog tick) is the source of this 5385-nucleotide messenger RNA. RefSeq names its product DNA topoisomerase 2-binding protein 1 (gene mus101). The coding region runs from base 243 to 4877 and encodes 1544 amino acids. The transcript is spliced from 5 exons. The record is from RefSeq and is a predicted model, not a curated record. Gene Ontology annotation, biological process: mitotic G2 DNA damage checkpoint signaling; mitotic DNA replication checkpoint signaling; DNA replication initiation. Lineage: Eukaryota; Metazoa; Arthropoda; Arachnida; Ixodida; Ixodidae.